Molecule: messenger RNA, 2882 nt
Organism: Chelonus insularis
Lineage: Eukaryota; Metazoa; Arthropoda; Insecta; Hymenoptera; Braconidae
Exons: 13
Coding region: 39-2882 (947 amino acids)
Source: RefSeq, a predicted model, not a curated record
GACGUUAGUCGAGAAAGACGGCUCCCAUUCAAGAAAAAAUGUCUCAAAACAAUUUUCUACAAGGCUACAAUUGGGAGAAUCAAUUUGAAGAUAGUCAGAUACUUUCUCGAUCUAUUCCAGACGAAGUAAUCAGUAUUUACGAGGUUUACGUGAAAGAAGAGUGUGCAGCUCAAGAUGGAAGUAGUCAAGUCUCCGUUACGUCUGGCGAUUCUAGUGAAACAAAUCAACCCAAUGUUCAGGCUGGCGUCAUAAGUUUAAAUGCAAUCGAUAUUGAUGCCGUUAAUAUAGAUGGAAAUAAUAUGAAAUUAUUUGAAAAAAAUAUUGACUUACCUAUAUUGACUCCAAAAAAGGUACCAGAUAUAAUUAUUAAUCAACAAAAUGAUACGGUCAGUCAAUCUCUAACAAAUGAUCCUAUUUUAACAUCAACCCCUCGACUUAUUGAUAAGGAUGAUCCACGGUCGAGACUUCAUUUUGUCAAAUACCUUAAACGUGAUGGGAAAACUUUAAAAAUAUGGGAAUGUGGUAUCUGUUCAAAAGAAUUUAGACAUCAAUAUACACUGAUGAGGCACUUACCUACUCACACUGAUGAGAGAAAUUUUAAGUGCGAUGUUUGUGGUAAAGCUUUUCGUCAGCUUUCAACUCUUAGUCAGCACAAAGCAAUCCAUAGUGAUGCUAGACCUUACGUGUGUGAAUUCUGUAAGAAAACUUUCAACAGAGUUUCUACUUUGAUAUCGCAUAGGAAAACUCAUUCAGAAAAUAAACCUCACAAAUGUCAUCUCUGUGGGAAAGGAUUCCAUCAGAAAGGUAACUUAAGAAAUCACGUCUUUACUCACACCAAUGAACGCCCAUACAAGUGUGAAUUGUGCAAUAAAGGCUUCAAUCAAAUGUCUAACCUCGUGUGUCAUAAGGUGAAGGCUCACGCUCACGUAGAAAAAAUGCAAUACUCAUGUGGAAUAUGUGGUAAAGAGUUUCCACGACGAUUUUCACUGCGUUCACAUGAAGAAUUUAAACAUGGUAUAAAAUAUCGUAACUCAUCAUCAUCUCAAGCAAGCAUGUCGAAUUCACCAAUAAAUAAUGAUAAGAAUAUUAAAAUUAUUGAAUCAAAUAGUAAUAAAAAUAUUGAUGAUAAUAAGGAUGUCAAUUCCUGCAUGACAAGUAUUUUAAUAGAUAAAAUUGAAACAAAAGCCAUGGAAAGUGCAAUUAUGAAUGGUCAAACACCUUUUGCAUUAUUAAAGCCAGCAAAAGGUAUUCCUGUUCUUGUGAAAGUUACUCCUGCUGGACCAAAUCAACAUAUGCUGAUACCAGCGAGCGCUGAAGAUUUACGUGUAACCGGAAAAAUGAGUCCAUUUAAUUCAGAAACAGAGAAUAGAACUGUGCAAGUGAAAGUUUCAGUAGUUGCAACGAUAGUACAAAAUAUUAAUAGUGAUGGAAAAUCUAGUUAUUUAAUUGAACCACCUAUUUCUGAUCAAGAUCAGGAAAAUUUAUUGACACCAUUAGAAAAUUCUCAAUUUUAUAAUAUGGAUUCUUUGGGGGAGUCUGAACACCCUAGUGAACCAAGUCAUAAUAGUUCAAUGGAUGAUUGCAACGAGUUGUUAGAGCUAGCAGCACAAGGAGGUAUUCAAUUCGUUCGAGCGACUGAGGAUGGUCGUUAUGAAGUGAUGAGCAAUAGUGAAGCACGAGAUUUAAUAGCACAAAAUUCACAUGAUGUUACCAUUCUUGAGGGUGCUGAAGCAGAUGCAAUCAAUAUUAUGAAUGCAAAGAAUAAUAUAAAUGACAAUGUAAUUGUCACUGAUAAUGAUAAUCAGAUUAUGAUAUUGGAAAGUGGAAACCAAAAACCAGUUUCAACUGAGGGAAUUGAAAUUCCCGGAGAUAAGGAUAUUAGAAUUCUUGAUGCAAAGAAUCUAGAUGAUCGUUUUGUGGAUAAUAUGACCUUUUUCUCUUCAUCAAAAAUGGAUGACAUCCUUGGAGGAAUAAAACCAAUUGGAUUAGACUCAGGGAUUCCUAUUGUAACUCCUGAAGAAGAUAUUAUUGGUCCUCAUCAAAAUUUCUUAAAUAUCAUGGACCAUCAAAAUGACAUGGGGAGUCUUUCAAACAAUUCUCAAUCUUCAAUACUACCUCUACUAACUAAAAAUGAAUCAUCUUUAUCCUUUUUAAAUGAGACAUUGUCCUACUUAAAAAGUACUCGUAGUUUCAUUGAUGAUUUUAAUAUUCUUGGCGUAGAUGGAAUUUGCAUGGAAGACAGUAACUCGGUCAAUGUCUACGAUCCCAAAAUCAAACUUCCCGAGUUUGAUGACAUCAUCAGUGACUCCAGUUUCUUGCCCAUGAACCGGGUAGAUGGCAAAGUCUUGAAUGAUAAAGGCCAAACAUCAAAGCUUUACGCUAACAACGAGAGCAAGUUGACUCUGCCAAGUUUUGAAGACAUGAAAAUCCUUGGACCAAAGUACCAAGAGUUCGAAGCUGCAUCGCAAUUUCAUGACAUAAAAAUAUUUGGUGGAUAUGAUCAAUAUCUAAGACCUGUCAAUGGAUAUCGUUCUGGAGAUUCAUUAAUGUAUGAACCUCCACCAGGAAAAAUAGAUUUCAAAAUGAUGGGCAAAAAAAAUGAACCUCAAUGUUUUGAUGAACUUAGAGAAGAUGUUUUAGUUAAGGUCCCAUCCCUUUUCAAAUUAAACCCUUCCACAAGCUCCACGCCAAUCACAAUUCCUGAUUUCCUUGAAGCUGAUGCACCUAGACAUAUGGAUAAGAAUGGCACAGAUAACUUUUUCUUUCAAGCUAAUAACUUUUGUGAUCCAGAUUAUCUCAAUUUUCCAUCCCAAAAUAGUGAAAGUCCGAACAGUCAAACAGCUUCAAUGUUUACCCUUGAUGGUCUUCCUGACCUCAAUUAA